CGGGCGAGGGAGGAACUGUGGCUCCAGAAAGUGAACCAGGAAACAGUAAAGUGAGCCAGCGUCCCUCCUAACGCCAGGAAACCAAGCGCUCCCGCAGCUCAGGACUCCUAUCCGCUGUCUAAAUCCACACAAAACACCGUCAUGGACCUCUUCAAGAAGAAGACUGUCGAUGACAGAAUCAGGGAACAGUCGAAGCAGCUGCGCGUCACUCAGAGAGGGAUCGCCAGAGACAGAACAGCGCUGGAGAAGGAGGAGAAACAAAUUGAAGCAGAAAUCAAGAAAAUGGCAAAGAGUGGCAACCGGGAGGCAUGCAGGAUUCUCGCCAAGCAGCUGGUCCAGCUGAGGAAGCAGAGGAACCGCACGUACGCCGCCAGCUCCAAGCUCACCUCCAUGUCCACGCAAACAAAGGUCAUGAACUCCCAGAUGAAGAUGGCCGGCGCCAUGUCUACCACAGCCAAGACAAUGCAAGCAGUGAACAAGAAGAUGGAUCCACAGAAGACACUGAAGACUAUGCAGGACUUCCAGAAGGAGAACAUGAAGAUGGGCAUGACUGAGGACAUGAUCAAUGACACUUUGGAUGAGAUCUUCGACGAGUCUGGGGAUGAGGAGGAGUGCGAGGACAUCGUCACCCAGGUCCUGGACGAGAUUGGCAUCGAGAUCUCAGGAAAGAUGGUGAGAGCUCCAGCUGCAGGAAAGAGCGUCCCCGGUGCCGCCGCCGCUUCCAAAAAAGCCACCAUCUCCGACGAUGAGAUCGAGAGACAGCUCAAGGCUCUGGGAAUUGACUAGUUGUCCUUCUUUCCUCACAUUAUGAACGAGUGCAACAUUAAUAAUGAUUGACACAGACUGGAGAUACACUGGUCAUUUUCAUGGUUCAUAUGCUACAGGUUUCACUAACACACACACACACACACACACACACACACACACACACACACACACACACACACGGAAAGGCAUGCAGGCAGACAGGUGCAUAUUAAAAUAAAGAUAUUGUCACGUCCUUCUGCAGGUUGCCUUACCAAUCGUCAAGGCAGAACAUCUCAUGUAUUUACGCGAAAAGAAUAUUUAUUACCAGAUUGGAGAGAGGUCACAACGUGACCGUGCCAACAGUGAUGCUUGAGAUUAACUGUUUACCACCCGUCUGUCUUAACAAGGGCUACAAGUCUGUAUGUAAUUCUGGAACCGGCUCCUUCCUUUCUGAUGUUUUGGGCAAUCUCGAUGCAAUCUUAUGAUCGAUCAGCUUCUAUGCGACUAAAGAUGAAUGAUCCUCCUCUGGCAGGUUUUAAUGAAUAAAACAUGGUAAUUGAAAAUAGCUUGGGGGUUGUCAGUAAGCAGACGGCGCUUGUAUUUUUUUCUUUUCCCCUUAUCCAUCCUAUUUAUCUUCUACAAUUAUCUCGGUUCCAGAACCUUUGGUUGGGCUGUCCAUGUUUAGCUACUUUGGGAAAUAAUCGCAAUAUUUUGUGGGUAAAAAGCAUCAAUAUGGUGGUUUUGAGUAUCGCAGUUUCAGCACUCGCUGUUCUUCAUGCCAAUGAGGCUGACUGCUGUUGACGACGGGGUUCAUUAACACGUUUUAAGAUCUUGAGGUUUUCUUUCUGCUGCUGAUGCCGAGGACUGACGUAUGCAUGUUAAACACAGAUGAUGGCCUUCUCUUCUCCUGCAUGAGAUGAUGAGACGGAUUGAUCCGAUGGAGCUUUUAAUUAGCGCCGCUGAAGCUGGCACUGCUGUACGGUUCCGUGUGACAUAACUUCAUCGAAGACCAAUUAGGACUAAUGAAAGGACUGGCAUAUCAAAGAGUUUUUUUUUUUUCAAUCGAUUGUCUGACGCUACUAACUAAUCAAAUGAGUUUUAUGGCUUCUUGGUUGACGUGUGAUUUACUCAGUGAUAGUGGGACAGUACCGGUCCUGCAGUCACACUUCCUUUUCGGCUGCUGUGCAGUUACUGUCAUUUAUUUGAAGCUGCCUCACUCACAAAAAUAAUACUCUCGCGCUACAGCAACAACACGAUGGAAGCGUUUGCUGAAGUGACACUGUGAUUUAAGAGGGGUUUCCUCUCCUCCAGAGCCGACGCGGACUCUUCCGUGCGGCGAUUUGUUAAUGUCAGCCGGUUUCAGGCUUCAUGGAAGUGACAUCUGCUCACAGUUAUGUCGCCUUUUUCCCGGCUUCUCGUUUGAUUUCGGUGUCCAUUGCUGUUGCCAAAACAAACUGGUAAUGUUUCGUACUUGCAUGUGUUCAACAUGUACAGUUCAUGAAUUCUGUGCGAAUCAUCCAUUUCUCCUCUGUCCAGUUUGUUGUGAUUGUGAGCAGAAUCAUUCUUUUAACAGACCUGUUCGAGUGCAGUUUCAUGGUUAGGCUUGUAUGUAUACUCAUUUUUAUUUCCUGCUCGGUCAUUGUGAAGUGACUGCAAGGUUCUGGCUUUUAUAAGGAAUAAAGUUUCUUCAGGUACACUUUA
Molecule: messenger RNA, 2448 nt
Organism: Salarias fasciatus (jewelled blenny)
Lineage: Eukaryota; Metazoa; Chordata; Actinopteri; Blenniiformes; Blenniidae
Gene: chmp2ba
Product: charged multivesicular body protein 2Ba
Exons: 6
Coding region: 142-786 (214 amino acids)
Biological process (GO): vacuolar transport
Source: RefSeq, a predicted model, not a curated record